This is a messenger RNA of Centruroides sculpturatus (bark scorpion), 1422 nucleotides long. RefSeq names its product metabotropic glutamate receptor-like. Gene Ontology annotation, cellular component: membrane. Gene Ontology annotation, biological process: regulation of synaptic transmission, glutamatergic; G protein-coupled glutamate receptor signaling pathway. Gene Ontology annotation, molecular function: group II metabotropic glutamate receptor activity. NCBI's taxonomy places the organism in Eukaryota, Metazoa, Arthropoda, Arachnida, Scorpiones, Buthidae. The record is from RefSeq and is a predicted model, not a curated record. The annotation marks the transcript as partial. The transcript is spliced from 3 exons.
AUUUCUUAUCGGAACUCAAAUACACUUAGCAGAAAGCCAAGUAAAAUUUGAUUCAAAUGGUGAUGGUUUGCCGCGUUACAGUAUCUACAAUUAUCAAAGAAAAAAUAAUAGCAAUCAGUUUGAAUAUAAAUGGGUUGGAAGCUGGCUAAACGACGAACUACAUAUAUCCUUAGAAAACGUUACUUGGAACAACGUUACAACUACAAUUCCUGAAUCGUUCUGUAGUGCUCCAUGCGAAAUAGGUCAAGUGAAAGUCGUUCAAGCGAAUGAUGAUUGUUGCUGGAUCUGCAAAGACUGUCAACCUUGGGAAUGGGUAAAAGAUAAUCUGACAUGUGAGGACUGCGGUCAAGGAUUUUGGCCAUAUCCAGAUAAAAGCGGUUGUUAUCCACUUAGACAAAAAUAUAUCAGAUGGGAUAGUGUAUUUGCACUAGUACCCAUUGGCAUUUCUUGCCUUGGUGUGAUUUUAACUGUUGCAGUUGUGGUUGUAUUUAUUAUUCACAAUGACACUCCCAUUGUUAAAGCAUCGGGUCGAGAACUUAGUUACAUGCUCUUAGGAGGUAUACUGAUUUGUUUCAUCAUGACUUUUGUACUUUUAGCGAAACCUUCCGCCAUCAUCUGCGGUCUACAAAGAUUCGGUGUUGGAUUUGGUUUUUCUGUUAUUUACGGUGCCCUCCUGACUAAAACCAAUAGGAUAGCUCGAAUCUUUGAUAGUGCAAGAAAAUCUGCUCGAAGACCUAAUUACAUAACUCCCAAAUCGCAAGUCAUUAUAACUUUGGUGCUCAUAUCUGUUCAAGUGUCCGCAACUAUUAUAUGGUUUUUUAUAGAACCACCAGGUACCCGUCAAGUUUCACCUAAUGAUAGGAGGGACGAAGUUAUUCUUAAAUGUAAAAUUAAAGACUCAAGUUUUUUAGUCUCUCUUCUCUACAAUAUGGCUCUUAUCACUACUUGUACUAUUUAUGCCGUUAUUACUAGAAAAAUUCCAGAAAAUUUCAAUGAAUCCAAAUUCAUUGGUUUCACAAUGUAUACUACUUGCAUCAUAUGGUUGGCUUUUGUACCAAUAUACUUCGGUACGGGAAAUUCAUUUGAGAUACAAAUAACGACUUUGUGUGUAUCCAUCUCGUUAAGUGCGUACGUGGCUCUGUUUUGUCUUUUUUCACCUAAAAUAUACAUCAUUAUUUUUCAUCCCGAUAAAAACGUAAGAAAAUUAACAAUGAACAGUGCUACUUACAAAAAAGCGCCAACAAGUAGCACUUGUGGUACUUCUGCUAAUCAUGGUAAGUUAAAGAAAGUCCUUUUGAUAGAAUUAAAUUGUAAGUAUAGGCAAACAAUACGUUUUACAUGGACGCCAUCUGUUGCAUCAAAAGAAUAUUAAAUAUUAUUUUCCUAUUUAUUUUAUGUGAUAAAUUAUUUUUAUUCGAACAA